Messenger RNA from Cynara cardunculus var. scolymus (artichoke), 6165 nucleotides. Its product is annotated as chromatin modification-related protein EAF1 B-like. The coding region runs from base 337 to 5658 and encodes 1773 amino acids. The transcript is spliced from 26 exons. Lineage: Eukaryota; Viridiplantae; Streptophyta; Magnoliopsida; Asterales; Asteraceae. Gene Ontology annotation, cellular component: NuA4 histone acetyltransferase complex. The record is from RefSeq and is a predicted model, not a curated record.
GAAAGCUUAAGAGAGAGAAAGUCGAGCUCGAAGAAGAACAAGAACAAACAUAAAGACACAACAUUUGUAUACACAAAUCUACAUACCAAAGAAACGCAUGAAUAUUAGGGCAAAAUUCGUUUGAAUAUUUGAAAAUUGGUGCAACUUACAUCGAAGGAAAGCCCUAGGAGGAGGGGGGAAAGGUUUGUAAGCUUGAAAGUGGUGCAGAGCCCUUCGGAAUUCAGGGUCAAACUAUAGUUUGAAAGAGGAGUUUGCGUACUACAACGAUUAAGAGGUUUUCAUUAUAUAGUUCUUGAGUCAAUGGGAGAAAUACGUUUGUAGGUUAUUAUAGUGGGAAUGCAUGGAUGUACUUCAGGAUCUUUGCUUUUAGUUGAUGCUGGGGUUGAUUCCAUGGGAGGAGUUAUUGAUGGUGGAGUUGAAAUUUCUUCUGCACCAUCUCCGCAGCAAUCAUCAGAUCUUGAGAAAACUCAGGCAGAGCUUAGGGAGACGUUUACGGCUGCUGAGAAAUUUAGAAGAGAAUUAGAAUUUCUACAGAAAGGUGGUGAUCCAUUAGACUUAAAAAUUGGGACUGCAACAACUGUUAGCCUGCAGUCGACCUCACUGACAGAUCAACAUCCUGAGCAUUUUGUGACAAGUGAUGUGAAAGGCAGUUUUGCAAUAACCGCUUCUCCUCAUGGAGAUUCUGUUGAAAGUAGCGGCAGACUAGGGGCUCCUUCAGCUGGGGAACCCAAUAGUGCUGAUAAUCUUAUGCUAUUUGAUGGUGAUAACAAGUUUCGUGAAGUUGAAAGAAGAUCUCUGCAUCCUCGUACGAAUAAUACCCCGUCUGAGCAUUACUCCCAGUUGGAUGUUGGUCGUAAUGGCAAGGAAUCUGGCGAGUCUGUUGCUCUAGAACUACCCAAAAAAUCAUAUAAGCGUAGGAUUAGGUCUCGGCCAAAUCGUGAUGGUGCUCGAUCAAGUUCUACUGAUGCAGGUCCUCGCAGUGGUCAAUCCUUUUUUCCUUCUCGCCAUGCUGCCAGGGAUGCCAAGGGAUUGGUACAUGAUGCAGACAAUCAGGAGCAGAAGUAUUUGUCAAAUUCUAAUUCCAAGACUAAAAGUCCUAAUGUUAGUUUGUCCCCCAAGAAUUUAUCUUCUAACAGUCGUGUAGACGUAAAAUCAUAUGGUAUGCAGACCCAAAAAUCAACCCUUGGCCCAACAAAUGGUCCGCUUUCUGCUGUCUCGGAUGCCAGUGCUUCACAACAUCCUCAAGAGGAUCUUUUUGAUCAACCUUUAACAUCUGAUACUCGAGAAACCCCACUUUCUAUGUCUUCUGUAGAACCUGGAUCUGUUGGACGUGUAGAGCUGGAAAAUUUGUCAGGUUCUGAGCAUCUGCCUGGUGUGGAUAAACAAACAGUUGGUAACCUGGCUUUAUUGGGUCAGACAAAUGUUUUUGGCAACACAGGAGAGAAAGAAAUCAUACCGAAUGAUUGCAAUGGAGGAGCACCAUCACUUGCUAAUGGUUUCAACUUUAAAUCAUCAUGCAGCCAAACCGAUCAAAGUUUAGAUGGCAAUAAUAAGAAUGAAUCACUGACCAGUAUAAGAAAUUUUAAUGCUAAUGGGAUUAUGGAACUUAAUUUAUCAUCAAAGGAGGUGCUGGGUGUGGAGAGCAAUGAUUUAAAUACAGUAAAGGAUGAUAAGAUAUUGAACAUCGGCAAUGAUAAUUCUAAUCCACACCCUCCAAGCCGCAAUGAGAAUGGUUCUACACUUAAGGAAGAAGAAGGUUUGAAAGGAAGUGAUAAUGCCUUGCAACAUGAGUUGAAGGAGCCUGUCUCUUCAACAGGUUGCACCUCAUUUCAAGAGUCUACCCUGUCGCAUAAGUGUUCAACUGAUGGUGCACAGCAAAACACAUUCUCUAAGAACUCUCUGAAACUGGCAACCAAGGAACACGAGGACUCGAUAUUAGAAGAAGCUCGGAUUAUAGAGGAAAAAAGGAAGAGGAUAGCUGGUAUGUCUGUUGGAAUCUUCUCAUCCGAGGGUCGUCAUAGAUCACAUUGGCAUUUUGUUCUGGAAGAAAUGUCAUGGCUGGCUAAUGAUUUUGCGCAGGAGCGCCUUUGGAAGGUAACUGCAGCUGCUCAAAUUUCUCGGAACGCUGCUUAUACUUCACGGGUCCGGUUUCAACAACAGAAUUCACUGUGGAAGCAAAAAGAAGUUGCUCAUACCUUGGCAGAAGCUGUCAUGGAGUUCUGGCACACAGUGCAGGUGAAAUGCCAAGGAUCGGAGUUAGAGGGUCUUAAAAAAGAUUCUAUGCUUGGACUUCGUCAAUAUGGGAUGAGAUUCUUGGAGUAUAAUACCUCUCAUGCUCAGUAUAGCUCAGCUCAAGCACCUGUGACUCCUGAUAGGAUAUCUGAUCUCGGCAGCAUAGACAUUUCAUGGGAGGAUAAUCUGACAGAAGAGGACUUGUUUUAUACUGUACCACCUGGUGCAAUUGAGGCCUAUAGAAAAUCUAUUCAAUCUCAUUUGCUACAAUGUGAGAGAACUGGCAGUAGCAUGCAAGAGGAAGUGGAUGCCUCUGGGUAUGAUGCUGUUGCAGCCUUUGGAUCUCAAGAUAAUACACUUGAAGAGGAGGAGGGAGAAACAAGCACAUAUUAUUUGCCAGGAGCAUUUGAAGGUAGCAGGUCGUCAAAAACUGCUCAGAAGAAAAGGAAACAGUUCAGGUCAUAUGGUGCAAGAUCAUAUGAGAUGGGAGUUGAUUUGUCUUUCAUGCAACCCCUUGAAAGAAAUAUUGGGAUUCAACCUUCUGUGUUAAGUGGGAAACGACCUGCCAGCAGUAUAAAUGUUUCAAUUCCCACAAAACGUGUGCGAACUGCUUCCAGGCAGAGGUUUUCUGGAACUUCUGGUUAUAUUCAGGCAUCAACUAGAGCAGAUGCUUCAAGUGGUGAUACCAAUUCCUUUCAGGAUGAGCAAAGUUCUCUACAUGGUGGGCCACAGAUACCAAGCAAUAUGGAAGCGGAAUCAGUGGGGGACUAUGAAAAGCAGUGGCAGUUUGACAUGACAGAAGUAUCAAAUCAACCUAAAAAGAAAAAGAAGGCAAAACAUCCUGGAUCCACGUAUGAGCACCGAUGGCCGCUUGACUCUAAUAUUCAAAAUGACCAGAAGGAUCAUUCAAAGAGGAGGCUGGAUACUCGUCAAUUUGAUUCCAAUGGGAACAGCGGUGCUUCGCAGAUGAAUAAUAUGUCCAACCCAAAUAAGUUCAUGAAAUUACUUGUGCGUGACCGUGGUAGGAAAGCGAAAUCACUUAAGUCCCUGCAGACCCCUGCUGGGCAGCAAGGUUCAGGAAGUCCAUGGUCGUUAUUUGAAGAUCAGGCUCUUGUUGUGCUAGUUCACGACAUGGGUGCCAACUGGGAACUCAUAAGUGAUGCUAUCAACAGCACUUUGCAAUUUAAGUGCAUCUCUCGCAAUUCCAAGGAAUGCAAAGAGCGCCACAAAAUAUUAAUGGAUAGGAACACCGGUGAUGGUGCUGAUAGUGCUGAGGAUUCUGGGUCGUCACAACCUUAUCCGUCAACGUUGCCUGGCAUUCCAGAGGGAAGUGCGAGACAAUUGUUUCAACGGCUGCAGGGACCAAUGGAAGAGGAUACACUCAAAUAUCAUUUUGAGAAGAUGAUUAUGAUUUGGCAAAAGCAUCAUUAUAGGAAGGCACAGAACGAUAAUCAGGAUCCAAAGCAACUCCAGCAGCCUCAUGGUUCUCAUGCACUCGCGCUUUCUCAAGUCUGCCCAAAUAACCUCAAUGGUGGACCUGUUCUCACGCCUCUUGAUCUGUGCGAUGCAAUUUCAUCGAGUCCAGAUUUUCUUCCGAUUGGUUAUCAAGGUCCUCAUACUGGUGGGUUACCAGUUCCGAAUCAUGGCAAUGCAGCACCAAUGGUUCCUGGCUCUAGUUCGGCUUCCUCACUACCGGGUUCUUCUAAUAUGGUUCAUGGCAGUCACUUGGUCUCUGCAUCUGCUCCACUUAGUCCCUCUGUCAGGGAAGGAAGAUACGGGAUUCCUAGAACAGGUUCCUUAUCGAUAGACGACCAGCAUAGAAUGCAACAGUACAAUCAAAUGUUGUCUGCAAGGAACAUACAACAGUCAAGUUUGCCUUCUGGGACCCAUUCAGGAACUGAUCGAGGCGUUCGUAUGUUACCUGGUGGGAAUGGUACCGGUGUCAUGAAUAGAAACAUGACAAUGACGAGACCAGGGUUUCAAGGGAUUGCUUCUCCAUCUAUGUUGAGUUCUGGUGUGGGGAUGCCAACCGCUGCCAAUAUCCAGGCUGGGGCUGGACCUAGCCAAGGGAACUCGGUGAGACCUCGUGAGGCUUUGCAUAUGACGAGGCCGAACCAGAAUACCGACCAUCAAAGGCAAAUUAUGGCACCGGAUCUUCAGAUGCAGCAGGUACCGCCAGGUGGAAUGGGUUCUUUUCCGAAUCAGAAUUCCCAACCGCCCGUUCUGUCAUACCCGCUCCAUCAGCAGCAGCAAGCACAUCCAAUGUCCCCCCAACAAUCUCCCCGCAUGCCAAAUAGUAAUUCUCAUCCACAUCAUGCAACCAAUGCUCAACAUCCGUCCUAUGGAAUGCGUUUCAUCAAAGAAAGACAACUACAACAACACCGUUUGCUACAACAACAAUUUGGCACGUCCAAUCCCAUGAUGCCACAUGGACAACCACAACAAUCUCAACUUCCAGUUUCAUCUCCUCAAAGUAGUACGCAAAUACAAACACAAUCUUCUCCACCAGUGUCGGUUUCACCUAUUGGGACACCCUCCUUGAAUCCAAUGCCUCAACAUCCACAGAAACAUCCAGCACCACCACUUUUGCGUAACCCUCAAACGGGCGGGAAUCAGGCGGUGAAGCUUCAGCGACACCGCCAGCCACCACAGUUUCAACAACCCGGCAGGCAACACCCUCAAGUUUCACAAUCUCAGCAGCAGGCGAAAGUUAUGAAAGGAGGUUCCUCUCUUCUGAAUGGCGUAUCCGGAGGUCAAUCGGUUGCAGAGAAAGGCGAACCGCGGGUUAUGCAUCAUUUGCUGCAAAGUGGUCAGGGAAACGUAUAUUCUGGACCAUCUGCGAAGCAGAUGCCUCAUUCGUCUUUAAAUCAAUCACAACAGCAGAAGAGAUAUCCAAGUCAACCACAAAAGCCUUCUCUUUCAUCUGAUACCAGCAACAUUCAUGCACCACCAUCCGUCAUGACUUCUACCAAUCACCGCCAGCCGCAGCCACCCCAAAAGUUGGUGGGUCAAACUCAAGCAACACCUGCUCAAAGAAUGGUACAGAAUCGAAAAGCAAAUUCUUCCGACCUGCCUACAAGCAAGGUGCAAGCUACAAAUACGACUGUUUCACUUCCUCAGGUGCCUUCUAAUGAUGCAACGAGUAGUGAAUCACCUGUGGCAGGAGCCGGAGCUGGAGCUCCAAAUUGGAAGACAUCUGAGCCAUUUUAUGAUUCGGGUGUAGUCUCGGAUAAUGCAACACAAUUUGGUAAGGGUCGAACGGGAUUGUCUCCGCCUCAAUCAAGCAGUGCUGGGACUGGGAGUGAACAUUCGGGACCAACGGUUAACCAUGGUGGUGGUGUUCAUAAGCAGUCUUCAUCGGACAGCUUGCCUAAUUCCAUUGGACGUGAUACUGGUGUACAGUGGCAACAGCAGCCGUCUUCAUAGCUGACGAUUCCCAUCUGGGCCCACUGAUUUUGGGCAGGAAUGGAGCAAAUCUAUUUCGGGUUUUUUGGGUGACUGGUGCUGGGCCAUUCAGGUUGGGCUGUCGUUCACAUGUAAUAGCAAUGUACAGAUUAUGUUCAUAGUUUCCCAUCAGGCAGUUAGUAGAAGGAUGAAAACAGGCAGCAAUAGGGGGUUAACUGAAGUAAUGUUGGUAGGCUCAAAUUUGUGGGUAUUUUGUAUAUAUAACCAUCAUCAUCAUCAGCAGUAGCAGCAGCAGCAGCAGAGGUAUGUGUACAUAGUUCCCAUCACUCCUUUGUUGAAAAAUAUUUUUUUUUGUUUUAUUUUUUAUAUUAUAUUUUUGGAACCCAUUGGUUAGUGCUUUCUGUAUCAUUGGCCCUUGGUAGUAGGGGUAUAGUUGUCAUUGUUAAUUGGCCAAAUGCCUUGGGGAAUUUUGUAAAUACUAGUGUACAUGUAGAUCAAUGUUAGUUCCUGUAACUUUUCUGUCCUUUA